Messenger RNA from Parasteatoda tepidariorum (common house spider), 1188 nucleotides. Lineage: Eukaryota; Metazoa; Arthropoda; Arachnida; Araneae; Theridiidae. The record is from RefSeq and is a predicted model, not a curated record.
AUGUCCUUCAGUGUUGCAUGUGUAUUGUAUCGAUAUCAAUACAACGAAGGCGAUGAAAGUGAAGAGAAAAUUACUAUCGAUUUACGAUUCGAGUUGGCGAGCUUAAAUGGCAAUACGGUGAAAAUUUGUGAUUUUCAGAAUCAAGAAAUUCUUAGAGGUGCCAAAUCAACAGAGUUUGAGUUAGUCAAAAUCGAUGAACUCCAAGAGGAAAUGGAACUAUGGCCUGUAGACACUUUAGUACUCCGCUGCUAUUUGAUAAAAACUCACGAUGUGUUGCCAUUUGUUCCAAGAGGAAAUCAAUAUUCCAGUUGCGAAGCCUUUACUGAAAUUUGUGUGGAUAACUUUAAGCAUAAUUGGAUUAUCAGGAUUCCGGAAUCUUCCGAAUGGUCAAGGAGAAAAGAAAUAAUCUUUCCUGAUAUGCUCCCAGUUGUGCUCAUCUACAAAGUUGUUGGCGAUCAAAUUUACGUCCAAGUUUGCUCAACAGUUAAGUACAAAUACUCACGCUUUAUUUCUUGCAUCGUAACUUUCUUAGAUUCAAAAGGAAGAGAACUUUUAAGUAAAACUNGUGUAUACAGCAUCUUACGUUUGCAGAACCACCUAAAGAAUAUGUUUGCAGAUUCUAAAUUUACUGAUGUAAAUUUAAAAGCAGAUGAUGAAGUAAUUCCGGCCCACAAGGCACUUCUAGCAGCUAGAUCGCCUGUUUUCUGUGCUAUGUUUGAGCAAGACAUGCUCGAAAGCAAGACCGGUAUUGUUGAAAUGCCCGACGUGGAACCCAUAACUCUGAAAUUAUUUCUGGAGUACUUAUAUACUGGAACAGUUAAUGAAAUGGAUGACGAAAAUGCUAUAAAUCUUAUGGUUAUUUCUGAUAAAUAUGAAGUUCUUUCUCUGAAAGAAAUGUGUUCCGGUUACCUGGGAUCUGUCAUGUCACUUAAUAAUGUGUGUAAUGUGCUAUAUGUGGCUGACCUGGUGAAUGAUGCCACCUUAAAAUCUGCUGCCACUGAUUACAUUGUAAGACACUCUCUUAAAAUUUUACCUUCACCAGAAUGGUCCACAUGGGUUGAGAAUAAUGUAAAACUUGCCACUGAACUGUUUCUUAAAUUGUCUCAAAAGCUUAAUGUUGAGUCAAAGAGUUUAUUUAGUAGAUAAUUAAUAAUUGUCCUUUAAAGAACUUUAAAACGUUUGGUGUAA